Danaus chrysippus (African queen) is the source of this 579-nucleotide messenger RNA. NCBI's taxonomy places the organism in Eukaryota, Metazoa, Arthropoda, Insecta, Lepidoptera, Nymphalidae. The record is from the annotation of a GenBank genome assembly.
AUGUAUGUAAAUACUUUUUUUAGUAACAUUUCAGUCCCGGAUGAGAAAUAUUUGUUUGAUUUUACUAAAACCAGCGAUGUAGAUAAUUGGCAAGAACAAUCUGAUACAGUACGAAGUGUUGGGAUGUCAAAAGCAGUGUUUGUGCUUCAUAAAAAUACCGAAUACAGAAGAGCUAUAUUCUUUGCUUUAUUAAAUCCACAACCAAAUGGAGCCGGUUUUGCUGGUAUACGUUCAAUAGGAAACCACGAUCUUACCGGUUGUACGAAACUACAACUGCUUUGUCGCGGCCAAGGACAAUUCAAUGGUUUUAAAGUAGUUUUGCGUCAUAAGGGUUUAAAUGAUGAGCCGAAUUAUUCCUUUGAACAGUACUUCCAGGCCCCAAAAGAUGAAUUUGCGAUUCGAAGUUUACCUUUCUCGGAGUUUAAAGCUUACUAUAGAGGUAAACGGGUAAACAAUAACGAAACAUUGGAUAUAGCACAUGUUAGCAGUAUUGGACUACAAAUGUAUGGUGGCGUGUACCAACCUAUUAAACAGAAAGGUCCAGCUACUCUUGAAAUAGAUUGGAUUAGAGCUGUAUGA